Molecule: messenger RNA, 3572 nt
Organism: Eriocheir sinensis (Chinese mitten crab)
Lineage: Eukaryota; Metazoa; Arthropoda; Malacostraca; Decapoda; Varunidae
Exons: 4
Coding region: 417-2855 (812 amino acids)
Source: RefSeq, a predicted model, not a curated record
AAGAGAAAUGGCAAAAGAAUUACAAUGAUCAGCAAUAUUUUGAACAGUAAUUGCCACGAAGAGCCACUAAUUACAAGUGAGUUACAACCGUCACACCGCCUGAACACCUCUACUUCCCUCUUCCAUGCACGCAGGCCACCUACACUUGCAUAUAUAUAAAUACCACAACCACGCCCGUCUGUUACUUUCCCCAAACUUGUCACAUCCUCACCCACGUCCCCGCACCCACGCACCGCUCCUCCCACAAAGGCUGACUGACGGCGGAGACAAAACCAGCGUCUCCUUCCUUUACUAUUAUCAACGGGUCAUGUUAAAUCACAUACAUACGAGUACACCCGAAGUAGGCAAUGGUGCAAUCGGAAUAGCGGUCAAAUUGUAGAAGAAAGCUGCCAAUAAUGUUAUGUAGAUGUUUCUGAAUGUGUUGUGCUGGCAUGUCGGACAACGGAGGGGCUUGUCCAGGGUCGUUCAGCAGCAGCCCCGCUCGCCCCCGCAGUCCCGUCAGGAUGCGGGCCACUUCACUGGUGGUCUUGGUUGUGUCCUUCAUAUCGGUGUUACUGCCCUCCAAAGCUCUGCGCCUUGAAGCCAUUCCCAGUCUCCCCGUAUGGACACACACGUCUUCUAUGGUCCCCAGAGUUGUGCAUGGCAGGGGAGACGCAACUGGUCUCUCAACGACUGGCGCGGAUGGCAGACUUCGACGAAUGGCACAUCUCCGAUCUCAUAUACCAUCUCUGCUAAACAACAAUGAACCCUAUGAAGAACUUGUAACGACUGCAAAAGAAAAUAGAGGAAAUGAUCAAUUCCACAGAAAACCUCUGCAGAGGCCAAGAACAGACCCAACCCCACUCACACUUCCGGACAUCAUCCUGGGGCGCGUGGCCAGAAGGCUCGUGGCGCGGGUAAACCUUGAGGAGCUUGUGGCGACAGAGUGGCAAAGCUUUCUUAUGGAACAGCUGCAACGUCGCGUCCUUGGUAAUGCAGAGAGGCCGUCAAUAACAGACUGGAAUGGUGAAUCCCGCCACCAAAAGAUAAACAAACGGAAAGUCUUUUCGGGGACAACGCCUGAAAUUCUGAACAUUAGAGGCUUGAAUCCCUCCCCAGUGUUUGGCGCUGGGGAUCCAGAGCUGGAGGAGGAGGAAGGUAGAGGUUUGUGGUUGGAGGGGAGCACUGACACGAACAACUAUGCACAACCGUCUCAGAGCGAUAUUAAGACGUUCAGCUUCCAUAAAUUCGUCCACAACAAUCGACCAAGUCACUGGGAAGGAGGAGGAGUUACGUUGGCUCGGGGACUGGAAUUCCUCACUGACAUGGACAAGAGCCUCAAGGUGCCAUCUGAACACCUAACGCUGCCGUCUCAGCACCCCAAGGAUGACUCAGGUAACUGGGGCGACAGGACCUUCGUGGACACUGGCUUGAAGGAGGGGAUAGAGGGCCAGCAUCCACCCUUCGAGGUGCGACUUGGUUUUUCCGUUCCUGUCAACCAAACCUCAUCCCUCAAGUUCCUUAAUAUCAUGCAGCUAAACGACUAUAGAGCCCCUCUCCUCGACACCCCCAAACCACUUGUCGAAACAGAUCUAGAGACAGGCUUUGGGCCCGCGUCUUCCACCUCCCAGGUUAAUCACUUCCCCGUAAACUCGCAACACGAAGUCACGGGUCACCCCUUACUAGACACAAGCACGAUGUCACUGAGCGCAAACCCCACUGUUCAAAGUAAUAACGAGAGUCCAGCCUCCUCCUCUGUCGGCUUUAACGAAGCCAUGCACCAGUUACGUCAAACUUUCAGGAUACAAACAGACAAGACCUUCAGCAGCGAAGCAUCUCCCGACGUAUCAAGCAAAAGCAACAAAAACUUUAUUGGUCUUUCUCAGAUCAAAGAUGGUGGAGCCGAGACGGCCCAUAUUAAUCCUAAUUUAUUUUCCUCGGUAAACACCGGUUCUGAACUAAAUGAAGCCUUUGAUGUUUCAACAGAGCAUAUGACUCCAGAAUUUAAGCUCCGGCAUCCCCCCAUUCCAUCGACAUCCCUUACUGUACCGCCGAUAGAGGAGAGAGCACAUAUCACUGAGCCACAGCACGGCAUCAACCAUUCACCGUCACAUCCAGGCCAGUCCGAGAACAGAGGGGACCCUCACGAAGGCACACAUAUGAACAAUCCUGGAGGGUCCAAACCAAGUUCGCAUUUCUUUGCUACGAAUACUCAAGACCCUAAAGUCGACUCCACCUCAAGUGCUGAAGUGAACAGCAACUGGAAUAAAGACGAGGAAACUAUCUUGUUUCUAAAUCUCGGAAACACUAUGCAGAUCGAGGGAAACAGUGAUGAGUAUCGACUAGAGAGGGCGAAACAAGAUCAUAAACUUCAUGAUGCAAUAACAACUGAGCAUGGAGAAGUAACCUAUCAGUCAAACGACGGGGAAGAUCAGAGAAAAAAUAUACAGACUGAAGAAAUUAAAAAGUUCAGAGGAGAAAAUGGCCUGAACAGCAAGGAAAGCGAAGGUGCAGGAGGAGGCACACACACUUCACAGUUCAAAGAGAUAUACUUGGAGAACAUUCCAGAUGACUUGAGGUACUACACAAUAAAUAAUGAGAAGAUAACAGAUCACCAACACGUCAGAGAGAGGAAGGGACCACUGUGGGGGUCUGGCAUGGAUACUGGCGACAAGGAUAUCAUGGGAGGACACGAGAUGGUAGGCUUUCAUCGGAGAAAAGGAGAGUCAAGUGUUAGAAGGAACAACAAUGACGUAGCAAUGAUGAAAGACUUUAAGCCCAGCCCGCAGGUGUGUGGAGAAAACCCGUCAGCAGCCAUUCCUGUCGUGGUGGCUCCGAGGCUUCAGGAGGAACGCGAAAAGGAGGGUGGAAGAUAAGCAUAACAUCGAAGACUCACUAUCAGGAACCUGUGUGAGAACUGUGAUAGCCUGACCUGACUUGUGAGGAGUGCCUGUGGGUGUUGGAAAAGGAGAACGAGUCAUGAUACGCACAUACUAAAAAGGAAAGUAGUAAUAAUAUGAUUGAUUGAUUGAUAGUUUUUUGUUGCAAGUAAACAACAAAGGAGAAGGGAGGAUGGAAAACUCACAAUCAUAAUCUUACGUAAGCACUGUGUUAGUCUCCCAGUACUGUGAUAAAUGAAUGUAGUUGUGGGAGAAGAAUGUCAUGAAGUGUAUCGAAAGGCAAGAUGGAAAUCACAGCAUAUGGAAGACCAGCUAUCAAUACCUUUGAAAAUAGCGUUAGUCUCCAGCUGUGAAGAAUGAGUGUUGGUGCGGGGAAGGUGAAUGGCUUUAAAAUGAGGCGCAUAUAGACCAGGAAGUUGGGAAUCAUGAAAUAGUAUGUGAGUGUGUGUGUGUGUGUGUGUGUGUGUGUGUGUGUGUGUGUGUGUGUGUUGCUAUAUAACAUUAACACUUUCUGUACAUGUAAUCAUAACCUUUUAAUCCGUAUGUCAUGACUUGACAAACAAGCUUAUUACACUGAAUUCUUUUUACAACACUAAGACCAGUGGGAACAAAUCUAACUGUCUGACUUUCAAUAAAAUAUAGCGCAAGUAAACAUUGUAAUGAUAGUAAGUAGGCUUUUUUGAAAAGCGCCAU